Molecule: messenger RNA, 2374 nt
Organism: Nipponia nippon (crested ibis)
Lineage: Eukaryota; Metazoa; Chordata; Aves; Pelecaniformes; Threskiornithidae
Source: RefSeq, a predicted model, not a curated record
AUGGCCUGGGGAAAAGAAAGAGGGACCCUCAGGAAGGUGCCGCCACCUCACUCGGGGACGCUUCGAGACCCGCAGCUGAGGGGGAACUGCCGCGGAACGGCCAGAGCUCUGCGCACCCCGAGGCGGAGCAGGAGCGGGGACUGGGGCAAGGAAGAGCCCGAGCACCGCCUGCGGUGCUACCGCACAGCCGGGGUCCGGGUUUGUUUGGAAGAUAUUGCCAGGGCUGAAAGUCAUGGCUAUCCAGACAGGCUGCUGCCCAAGGUCUUGCUGCGGAAGGCUGAGUGUCUGCUGUGUUUGGGGAGGUUACAGGAUGCAGCAGAUGCCCUCAGGGUGGCGGAGAAUAAAAUUGCUGUGGAUGGGAUCGUGGCUAGUCCUGCACACCAGGCACUGCUAAAAAAGUUGAGUCAACUGAAGAUUAAAAUGCAUGAGAAAGAGAGCUGUCCAGAGCCUGCACAAGAAGCAUGUGGUGACAUCCAAAGAAAGUCAGAGAUCUGGGAAGAGAAUGACAGUAUUUCAGGCGCAUCUUCAUCCUUGAGCUUGAAUUUUGAUAGAGAGAGGGGACGUCACUUGGUGGCCUCCCAGGACAUCCUGCCAGGACAGAGCCUGUUGAAAGAGGAGGCCUUUGUAAGCGUGCUCUGCCCGGGGGAGAGCCGCCUUCUGCAGGACAGCAGUGAAGCAGCGUGGGAUACUCACGUCACCAAUGCAGAUCUUUAUUGCCAUCGUUGUCUGAGGCAGCUCUUAGCCUCAGUGCCUUGCCGUGGGUGCAGCUACACAAAGUACUGCAGCCAGAACUGUGCAGACGUGGCGUGGGAGCAGUACCACAGGACGGAGUGCUCCCUGGGAGCGCUGCUUCUCACAUUAGGGGUCUUCUGCCACGUUGCCUUGAGGACUGUUCUGCUGGCGGGAUUUGCAGAGGUUAGCAGGCUGGUGGAAUGGUCCCACGGUGGUGACGAGGACCUUCGUAACCCUGAGGCAAGAUGCAGACAUCUCAGCGAGGCACCAGGUACCAGAGCUGGUACCAGAGGUAUCCCUGGUUGUAACGACAGUGGUCAGUACCAGAGUUCUUACCAAGCUGUCUUCAACCUUUUGCCACAUACUGAGAAGCAUAGCCCUGAACAUAAGUUCCUUUGCCUGCUGAGUGUAGUGGCUAUAUGCCAACAACUGCAAGAAGAUGGGCUGGAGGCUGCUGUUUUGAAUCAGGAAUCAUCUGAGAAGGGGGCCAAACCAAAGACAUCGGGUGAAUUGUCUCCAGAGCUGAAGACUGUGGCAGAAGCAAUGCUGAGGCAUGUGUUGCAGCUGCAAUGUAAUGCGCAAGCGAUCACUGUAAUGCAGGAAUCGGAUGGUGCUGUUGUAAAUAAGAAGUCUGUGCGCCUGGCGACAGCCUUCUUUCCUGUCCUCAGCCUUCUGAACCAUUCGUGCUGUCCCAAUAUCAGCGUGUCAUUUAGCGGGACAGCUGCCACUGUCAGGGCAUCGCAGCCAAUCCCAAGUGGCCAAGAGAUUUUCCAUUGCUAUGGGCCUCACCGAUGUAGAAUGAGGGUUGCUGAGAGACAACAGCUUCUCAGUCAGUAUUUCUUUGAGUGUCGCUGUCAGGCAUGCCUUGAUGAGUUAGAGUCUGAUGUCAAGAGUGUGGUGUCCGUGAGAAACUCAUUCUGCUGUCCUAGCUGCCGGGCUCCAAUGCAGGGGGAAGACAUGCUUUGUUGUUCAAAUGGAGCUUGUGCAGUCUCAGUCAGCAGAGAAAGCCUGUCACACCGUUUACGGGACCUUCAGCAACAAAUCAAGAAAGCAUUAGAACUGCUGAGAGCCAGGAAGGCUGAUCAGGCUAUCAAAAUACUCCUGAAGUGUCAGAUGGAUGCUGGAAACUUCUUGUCUCCAGAGCAUUUGCUGAUGGGAGAGAUGGAGGAUCAUCUGGCACAGGUCUAUGCUACUCUUGGGAAGUGGCAGGAAGCAGCCAGACACCUGGAGAGGAGUAUUGAGAUUGUGGAAAUGCAUCACGGGCCAUCAAGUGUAGAAAUAGGUCAUGAACUUUUCAAGCUGGCACAAAUUCUCUUCAACGGAUUUGCAGUUUCUGAAGCUCUGAGCACGAUUCAAAGAGCAGAGGAGAUUUUGUCCGUGCACUGUGGUCCUCAGAGUGCUCAGAUCCAGGAACUACAGGAGAUGAAGACCUGUCUGUUAGAGCUUCCCAGAAGCAUCCUUCAGAGGACUUAAUUUCCCUGUCAAAGGAAGCCGCAAUGUGAUCUUUCAUCAAAGCUAAGUUUCAUGUGGUAAGGUAGUCAUGUGGUACAAGCUGGAAAAUCAUAUGUAACAACAACUUGAAUGAAAUCUGAAAUGCUUUUUAGUGAGACUGUUGUAAAUAAAAUGACCAGUUCUACCGUGA